Molecule: messenger RNA, 4142 nt
Organism: Sphaerodactylus townsendi
Lineage: Eukaryota; Metazoa; Chordata; Lepidosauria; Squamata; Sphaerodactylidae
Gene: POLK
Product: DNA polymerase kappa
Exons: 17
Coding region: 395-2887 (830 amino acids)
Biological process (GO): error-prone translesion synthesis
Cellular component (GO): nucleus
Molecular function (GO): DNA-directed DNA polymerase activity; damaged DNA binding
Source: RefSeq, a predicted model, not a curated record
GAUCGACGUUCCUUCUUUCAAAGUCUGGCCGCCCGGCCGCCAUCUUGUUUCGCUAACAGGCGGCUGGGGAGGUGGCUGAGACUAAGGUGCAGAGUGCCCUCCCCCAUAUCAGCCCCUCUCAAGGACAUGUUUCCAGGCAGGCUUAAUUGGAUUAUGUGUUUCAGCUGAGAAUCUCAGCUGGGAGAGGGGCAGUGAACUCCUUCUCUGGAAGCUGCCAUGAAGACAGCCCUAUAAUGACUAAUCAGCAAAUUCCUAGGCUUCUGUGUCAUAUGAAGUGACACUUCCAAAAAUGAAAGAGGACAUUUCCUUAUGAUUACCUUUGGCAUAAAAGGGAAAUGUUAGCAGUUCUUUGAAGAUUGGGUAAGCUUUGAGAAACUGUUCACAUGACUGAGCAAUGGAUAGUCCAAAUAACAGUUGCGUGUCUUCUCAAGCGGGGCUUUUGCUUAGAAUGGGCCUCAAUGAUAACAAAGCUGGAAUGCAAGGAUUGGAUAAAGAAAAGAUCAACAGAGUCAUAAUGGAAGCUUCCAAGGGUUCUAAGUUUUAUGAACAUGAACUUAAGAAGGAUCAACAAGUUAACAAACGAAUUGAAAAAAUCCUGAAGCUAAAAAGUAAAAUUACAGACCAACAGAUUAUGAAAGCACAGUUGCAGAUCGAUAAAAUUGCAAUGGAGCUGGAGCAGACCCGUGACCUCAGCAGCGCUAUUGUACACAUUGACAUGGAUGCCUUUUAUGCAGCAGUAGAAAUGAAAGACAAUCCUGAAUUAAGGGACAAGCCUAUAGCAGUGGGAUCACUGCGCAUGCUGUCCACUUCAAAUUAUCAUGCUAGGAGGUUUGGAGUCCGUGCAGCUAUGCCUGGAUUCAUUGCUAAGAAACUCUGCCCACAUCUUACAAUAGUGCCAUUAAAUUUUAAGAAAUACCAAGAAGUAAGUAAAGAGGUUAGGGAAAUACUAGCUGAAUAUGAUCCUCACUUUAUGCCCGUGGGUCUUGAUGAAGCAUACUUGAACAUAACAGAGUACUUAGAAGAAAGAAAAAAUUGGCAGGAAGACAAAAGAAAAUAUUUCAGCGAAUCACACAGUUUUGCUGUAAAUGACAAACACAGUCCAGUUACUUGUGACAAACAAGCACACCCCUCUUCCCCAGGCUUGUCUGAUGAUGACCCAGUGCAUAAGCAGUCUGUGGAUCCUCCUGUGCUGCACCCAGAAGACCACCAGCAAUCAACAAGUCAAAUAAGUUCAGUUGGUUUGGGGAUAUCAGCAGAAGAAGUUGUGAAGGAAAUUCGUUGUAGGGUUGAAGAAAGAACUGGGCUGACGGCCAGCGCUGGUAUUGCUCCAAAUAUGAUGCUGGCAAAAAUGUGCAGUGAUCAGAAUAAACCUAAUGGUCAGUUCAGAAUCCCCCCAGAAAGGGAAGCUGUGAUGAACUUCAUCAAAGAUUUACCUAUUAGGAAGGUGCCUGGCAUAGGAAAAGUUACAGAGAAAAUGCUUAAAGCCCUGGGAAUUGUGACUUGCGCUAACCUAUACCAGCAGAGGGCACUAAUUUCACUCCUCUUUUCUGAAAUAUCUUGGCGCAGUUUUCUGGAAAUAUCACUUGGUUUGGGUUCCACACACUUGGAAAGGGAUGGGGAAAGAAAAAGUAUGAGCACUGAAAGGACAUUUAAUGAAAUAAGUGCUCCAGAACAGUACAGAUUGUGUCAAGAACUCUGCAGCGACCUUGCUGAGGAUUUGCAAAAGGAAGGACUUAAAGCUAGAACUGUUACUUUAAAAUUGAAGAAUGUAAACUUCGAAAUGAAAACAAGAGCUACUACAGUUCUGACUUCAGUUUCUACUGGAGAAGAAAUAUUUGCUGUUGCCAAAGAAUUACUGAAAACAGAAAUGGAAUCUGUGGCUCCACAGCCCUUACGUCUCCGAUUGAUGGGUGUACGAGUAUCGGGUUUUCUAAAUGAAGAAGAAAAGAAAUACCAACAAAGGAGCAUUGUUCAUUUCUUAGAUUCUGCUUCUAGGUGCCCUCCUGGGAAAUCUAGUGAGGACAUUUUUCCAAAAGCGCCGGAGAGAGAAAGUUUCUUCAACAAAAAGCGAGCUACAAGAAAGCAAGAUAAUCCAGAAACUUCUGUCAAUGAGUCUUCAACCAAACAGAACCCACAAGAUGGAAAGUCAGCAGCAGCCACUGGACAAGCAAAAGAUAAUGACCACCAGAUCUUCAUUUGUCCUGUUUGUUUCAAAGAGCAUCCAGAUAGCAGUUUAGAAGCAUUUAAUAGGCACAUUGACAGCUGCCUCAGUGAAACAGUUGAAAAAGAGAAUGCAGAAAUGACAAAAGACAGGGAGAACAAGACUGAUUUGUCUAUGGAAAACCAAAAGAAUAAAUGCCAGAGCAAUAAAACAAGUGAACUGUGUGUAGAAAUGCAGCCAACACAUACAGUCAACAAUUCUGUCAUAGAUGUUUUCCCUCCACUGGAAUGCAGUGAAUAUGGCAGUCAAAGUGGAUACAGAUGUCCUGAUGACAUUAUAUUUGAUAUGCCUGCAGAACAGGACAUUUCUUCUAAAUUAUUAUCAGUGGAAAAAGAACAUUCUGAGGAGUCCAAUUGUACAGAAACCGAAUUGCCAUGUUUUUCCACCACUGCCGACAGGAAAUCUUUAGUUUGUCCAGUCUGCAACGUAAAACAGAAUACGGAGGAUCUUGCCUUGUUUAACGAACAUGUGGAUGUUUGUUUAAAUAAAGGUAUUAUCAAGGAGUUGACAGAAAGUUCAAAAAGCAUGGGAAACUUCGACAGAGAACAAUGUGGUACAAAUUCCACAACAGGAACAAAACGAUCUGGAACAAUGGGUCCCCAGUCCAUCGCCAAAAAAGCCAAGUCAAACAAUUCAAAGUGUACUAUAGACACAUUUUUUAGAUGACUCUUAUUUUCUUAAGGAUAUUUUGGUUACUGCUAUAGCAUGAUAAUGUGGGCAGGGGGUGGGGAGUAUAUCACCCAGACUUUCCCAUUAUUUACACUAUGUAUAGUUGAAUUUGUAGUGCCAAAUCAAUAUUCUAGUUGCAAAUUACCCUAUAGUAAUUUGUCAUAUUUUGUGGGAUGGAAGUGAACUUAAUAUUUAUUUAUUUUUGUCUUCAGGCUGCUACGUUCACUAGGUGUUCUUAAAGGACUACCAAGUUUGAUUUUAAAUGUUCCUAACUCUUAACAUGUCAUUUUCACAGCUGUUGGACAGAAAAGAAAAAUGAAAGGAUUUGACUUGACUUUGUAAUUAAAAGAUCAUCCACUUCAUAAAUAAGAUGUGAUUACUUUGGACUUUUGUUUGUUGGUAGUCUGGGCUGAAAGCCAAGCUUUAAGACUCCGUCUACAUUUCAUGGCACUAUAAAAAUGAGAGGACAUGAUGGUCCUUUGUACACUUAGUACUUUGAAAAUAUUGCAUUCAAAAAAUGCUUUGUCUUUUUCAACUCCUUAAAAAAAAGAUUUAACUCCUAUUAUUUUACACAGGAGGCCUGCUCUCCAAUGGCCAGUUUCAUUUAUCUUAGGAAAUAAACAAAACCAACUAGAAUUCUUAAUGUUAAUUUUGUAGACUGAACACAAGGCAGCCAACAAUAACAACUUCUCAUUUGAAUUAGAAAACAAAACUUUAACGGUGGUCUUUAUACGCUUAAAGAGUUUGCCAGCAUCUAAGAACUUCCUUGGAACAGUCUGUAAAACAGACCUGAUAGACAGUGAUUGCACUCUUGAUGUUUUUAGUGCUCCAGCCCAAAAGCAUUCCUUGCUUUCCUUCAAGAAGAAUUAACUUCACUAUAAAGGAGAGAUGCACUUUUUACUUAAUACUGGUGUUGUCCAGUUUACUCCUAUACCAGUGUGAAAUAAUUAAAUGUACUUGUAUAGCUAACCUUCAAAUAAUGAGACUUACAAAGUUUAAGAAGCUAUUCUCAGUGCUUUUUAAAUGAAGGAAUUUUGCUGACCAUGUCUUAAAUAUAAAUGUGUUACUUUUUCACUUUCUAAACAUAAAUAAUGUAUAACUGUGUUUACAUAAAUUGUGUAUUGUAUUUUAACAUUUUAUGUGUAAUAUAUUCACAAUCUAAUAUAUUUUCCAAAGUAAUUUUAUUUAUAUUCUGUGUAAUAGAUGAAGAUUGGUCAGAGCCAUGUUAAUCCAUUAAAAAUUCCUAAAACAA